AUGGCUUCAAUGGAUAGCGAAGCUUAUCGACUUAUACCAUACAGGUUUUUCGUAGAUGACACGAAAUCAAAUACAUGUAAACUCGAAAAGUUAACUAACUUAUUUCCUGAUUUAAAACCCGUCAUAGAAUUAGAACUAUUCAAAAUUAAUAAUAUAUCACAAACAAUUGGUCGGCUUUCACAAAUUUAUUCAGCUAAAACGUUUGUUGACAAUCGUGAUGAUACUCUUCAUAUUUUGCUGGGUCCUUAUCAUCUUGCACUUGGUCCAGUCAUAUUUGGUGCUCUUCAUUUUAGAAAUGUUUCAGCUGCAUUACUGGCUUCAUCGCAAGCAAAACUGGUAAUUGAUGGUACUUAUCAAAGUAGUAUUCGUCGGCGGGAAGCUAUACUUCGUCGUUUUCGCCAUGCUGUACGAAAAUUAAUCUUUAUUAAAUCAGUUAUCGAUCAAGCUCAAAUUGCAUCUAUUCUUACGCCAUACAAUCAGUAUGAAUUAUAUAAACAAGGUAUUUAUGAUCUUGCAUUGGCAGGACAAAUACAUAAUUCAAAUUCAAUAUUUGACGAUGAAAAUUUUAUUCAACGAAUAAAUAAUGUUCGUUUAAUGAAUAGUCUAGACAAAGAAAAUCCUUUACUCGCAUCUAAAUAUAUCAAAAUUAAUAGUUUACUCAAUUUACUUGCUUCAACUGUAUCUCAACAGCAGUCAGGUAGCAACUUACCAACAGAAAAUAUGAUACGAUCUAGAUCAGACACGGCAGCUAGCUAUUCAACUAAUGAAGAUGAUUCGAAAACUUUCUUAAAUUCAACAACUCUAUGUUGCGAACACCAUAAUACAAAUCAAGAAAGUGUUGCAGUUCCUAUGAAUCGAUCCAGUACUUAUUAUUUCAAUCAUUUAUUGUCGCAUGAACCUCUUUCAAAACCUAACAGUAGAAAAGGUUCACAGAAAAGUUCAACAGCUUCCUCAAGUCAAAAUAAUAUAACUAUUGUUCCUGAUUGGACCCCUAACGAUAUCACAGUAUCGAGUUCUACUCCAGUUGAAUUGGACAAGAUGAAAAAUACUUCUCAAGUGACUGAUUCGCAUAAAGAAGAUAUUCUCAUUUAUCGCAUUUCAUCUCUUUUAUUAAAUUACUUAUCAUCUUUACAGUCAACAUCAGUAACAGCUGACAUCGAUCAUGCACCUGAGACAUUGAAUGACAAUGAAGCCUUAUUGACAGCUAUCACCGAAGCAGAAAUAUCAAAUAAUUCUAAUAGAUCUGAUCCAUCGUCUACAAUCGUAAACGCAGAUCAAUUUAAUCAUUUAUUAGGACGUAUUCAAACAAUCGUUAGUAAUAACUUAUCGACGAAACUUCGAAACAAUAAGUCAAUGUUUGAAAAAACUGUUAAUCCUCAAAAUCGAUCCUCUAAUUCUAUAAAAACAGCAAUAAAAAAUCGUCGACGACAAUUAUUUGCCUCACGUACUAUAUCAUUACAGGAAACAACUAUAAAUGAAUUCGACGUUGAAAAUUCAGAAUCAUCGGACAAGAAACAUAAAUUGGAACUAACAUUAAAAUCACAAUCAUUUGAUGAAAUGGAUUUAAAUUUAUCUUUAUUAUCAGCUGAGUCGAACAACAAUUGGCGAUGA
Messenger RNA from Rotaria socialis, 1611 nucleotides. NCBI's taxonomy places the organism in Eukaryota, Metazoa, Rotifera, Eurotatoria, Philodinida, Philodinidae. The record is from the annotation of a GenBank genome assembly.